UAUAUCACGCAUUAGUACGGUACCUACAUACAUUCGGAUAAAUCGAAAAAUUAAUCGGAUUUAUUUUGAAAACGUAUAUUAGCAGCGGUGAGCAGAUGUGUAAAUGUUAACAUAUUAAACAGUUGAAACUUUCAAAAUUUAGUUUGUAAUUUAUUGGCCUCAUGAUAAGGUAAUCAUUGAUUUUAUGUGCGCAUCUAUACUUGUUGGUCAGGAUUUCAUGACAUAGUUGGUGACAAAAUAUACGAAUUACGAGAGCACAAGCAAGCAUUAUGAGAUGUGAUGAUUGUGGUUUAACAACAAGUACUAAGCUUUUAUAAAAGCGCAUUGUAUCCUAAAAUAAAAAUCAAAUUUAUAGAUCAAAGUUUUCUAUAAAUUAUCUAGAAUUUCUGGACGGUCAAGUACACAGCGAAACACGUAAAUCUGGUAAAUAAAGUUGUCCAUAAUGGACUCAUUACCAGCAAGAGCACAAGAUGAUAACACCAACAGUGUUAAAAGUGAUGACAGCAGCCCUCGUCAUGACCCUGGAAGAGGUUCACCUCCACCAAACUGUGCCAUAUGUCUUGGCACGUGCAGAAACAAAUCCUUCACUGACUCUUGCCUUCAUCAGUUUUGUUUUAAAUGUCUUUUAACUUGGAGCAAGGUCAAAGCAGAGUGCCCUCUAUGUAAACAAAAUUUUAGGUCAAUUAUUCACAAUGUGCGAUCAAACCAUCAGUAUGAAGAGUAUUUGGUGGUACAGCAUCAUACAGAGGAAUUGUCUGAUAGAAUUGAUAUUGACAGCCUCAAUUCCACAAGAAGAUUUAGAUACAGGACCACGCUAACGCUGCCGCGGCAAGAAACUCUCGCAAUCCAGCAGCUACUGUUGCACCACUACCCCAUGGUCGCGCAACUGUUCCCCGGGCCACUUGCACCGCGUCGUCGCUCGCCCGCUUCCUUCCGCCGCACCGUCUACCGCUACAACCUGUGGGCGCGCCCGCUUCCCGACUUCACACGCCGUUUCAGAGAUUGCUCGCCGGACUUCUACAGACACAACACAUCACAAAUGCAUAGACUGGUUCCAUGGCUGAAUAGGGAACUUCAUUACUUGCUUAAUGAAAACGUCGGUCACAUAGCCUAUGUCGUAGCUAGAAUAUUGGAAUUACUGCCGCAGUUUAGUAUCAAUUCAACGGAAUUCAGAGAAGCGUUGCGACGCUACUUCGGGGAUAACACUGACCACUUCCUCCAUGAACUUUACUGCUUCGCUUCGACACCUUACGACAUGAACGGAUACGACCGCAACGUGCAGUACACCACCGACAACACGAUUUCGACAAUGGUCAACGAGGUGUUGUCCAGCUCAGAGUCCGAGGCCAGCGUGGACUCUGACAUCGUCAUGAUCUCCAGCUCCGAGCCCACGGACCCGCCGCCGGGCCCCUCCCGCGUCCCCGCGCCCGUUUAUCCGCAAAGCUACAUCACGCAGCCCGCCGCCGACAGCGUCAUUCCUAUCGAGACCAUCUCGCAGUCCGACUCUGACGAUGACUCCUCCGAGGUCAUGGUCGUCGGCUACAUCAAGCCGCCCCAGGACAGAACACCAGAGGUCGUUGAUCUCCUAGGUUCCGACAGCGAUGUGAUUGUACAAGAAAAUGGGCCCCCGGAGCCCGAAACCCACGACUUGUCGGAGAAUCUCCCACCAUCUCUUGUAAAACUCACCCUCAAGCGACACGACACUCGCGCAGCGUCCGUCUCCGAUAGCGACGAGAGCGCUUAUACGCCGAGCCUUACGCCGCCGCCCCGUAAGAGGCGCUACCGCUCCAACGACACUGCCACCACGGCUGACACAAGCCGCACCACGCCCUCGCCUCCCGCGCCCUUCGGCUCCUCCGCCUUCCACUCCCCAACUUCCUCCUCCUCCACCACCUCAAGCAACGACACCUCCUACGACAGCGACACGUCCAGCGAUUCGCUGUUGAGAAAUCACAGCGAUAGGGUCAAGAAAAUUCCGCGGCGAAAGCUCGCUGCGGAGAAGAGCAAGAGCAGAACGAAGAUGCGUUCGUCCCGAAUGCAUCGCAAGAGUAAAAAAGAUUUGAAUUACUCACCCGGUAAAGAACAGCAGAGUAAACAUAAAUCUCAUUCCGGGAAAGGUGUGAAAUCUUCGAAUAAAUGCAUCGAGAUGGAUACGGCGAUGGCGGAGCCGGAGCGAGCGCAACAGGCGUUAGAUCAGCCCGGCACGAGCGGGACAGCGAGGGUCACUAAGCUCAGGCCAGAUCGGAGUACGCGGCGUCGCAGACUGAGCCGCGAGAGUAAAAGACUGAAAAGUGUUGUAAAUGUUAUAAGAAGCCAAAAUAAUUCAGAGUUAGCGAGUAAAGAAUCAGGCGACCGGCCCAGAGAGAACACGGACAGGGAAUCUAACGAAAUGGAAGUUGAGUACAGUCAGCCAGUCCCCGAUGCUGAAUAUUCCGACUCUGAGGAUGACCUGCCGCUGAACCUAAGCAUAAUGAAAGGGUCGCGUAAGUAGUUGGCUAUAGCAGCUCGGAAUGAAAUGAAACAUUGUGAUAAUUUUAUAUAUUAUUUAUAAAGGUGAUUAAUAAAAAUUGAGCCGGAUCUCAGAGCAAUCGCUCAAGUUGAACAGCACCAUUACAAUUGUACAUUUGUUCAUUUCAAAUGUUUCAUUGUACAAUCGAAUAAGUACGAGUAAACUCGUAUGCGCAAAGUAAUGAUUUAUAUAUAAUAGCCAGCCACCCCAUGUUUUAGUGUAAAUAUUUCUUUAAAAUGUUAAUGUAUAAUUUAUGAAGUAAAUAUGUGGACGCUAUUACUAAAAGCCUAUCACGUGAAUGAAUCUGAGAUAAGCAGUAAGUAGAUUUAACAUGUCAUUUUGUACAUAUUAGUUUCAUAAAUUUUUGUAAGUUUUUUUUUAACUAUUUUAUCUGAUUUAUUUUCCACUCAAAUUGUUAUGUAAGGCUAAGCAAUAGGAAUUUAAUUUUGUGUAAACCUAAUUUUCCGUUCAACUUUAGAUUUAAUACAUUCAUGAUUAUAUUCCUUAAUUGACUUAAAUCUUAAUGGUUUAAUUUACUUAAUUUAAAGUAUUAUACUUAUUUAUAAAUAAUAACUAUUGAUGUACAAACAUUUCGGAAAUAUGAAUAUGAUUAAAAACUAAAAUAUAAUGGAUAUGAUGAUGUUUGCUAGAUUUAUUUUCAAUAUACGGGUAUUUCAAUUAUUAAAUUGAAUAUUCCACUACGAUUUUGCAUGAUGACUAAUGUGUUGAGUGACAAUUGUAACAAAAUGUCACAGUACCGUACCAUCAGAGAUACUUAAUUUACAUAGCUUGAAGAACCUUACAAAUUGAAUUUCCAAUUAGCUACCGCACGUCUGAUUAUGGUCUUGUUAUUAUUUAACGAAUUUGAUUUUGCGCGAUUCAACAGAUCCAUUUCAGAGGUGCUAUGCAACUUUGCUGAAAUAAAAAUAACAUAAUCA
Molecule: messenger RNA, 3447 nt
Organism: Pararge aegeria (speckled wood butterfly)
Lineage: Eukaryota; Metazoa; Arthropoda; Insecta; Lepidoptera; Nymphalidae
Gene: Topors
Product: E3 ubiquitin-protein ligase Topors
Exons: 5
Coding region: 443-2491 (682 amino acids)
Biological process (GO): protein monoubiquitination; protein polyubiquitination
Molecular function (GO): ubiquitin protein ligase activity; metal ion binding
Source: RefSeq, a predicted model, not a curated record